Molecule: messenger RNA, 1476 nt
Organism: Cuscuta campestris
Lineage: Eukaryota; Viridiplantae; Streptophyta; Magnoliopsida; Solanales; Convolvulaceae
Source: the annotation of a GenBank genome assembly
AACAAGACAGUGAAAUAAACUAUUUCAAAAGAAAAUAAAUAAAAAAAAAUAAAGGAAGGAAAAAUAAUAUAAAAAAUGGCUUCUAGGGAGAUUCAAGCUGCCUGGAUUUUUAUAUGCAUUGCUUUUGUUGUCGCAAGAGUGGAUUGUGCUGAAUUUAAUGUGAAAACAUAUGGAGUCAAAGGUGACGGUACAUCCGAUGAUAGUCAGGCAAUUCUUAAAGCAUGGGGAGAAGCAUGCAAGGCAACAACCCCGAGCAAGCUCAUAAUUCCUGCCGGAAAGUACAUGGUGGGUCCAAUGAAACUAUUGGGUCCAUGCAGCAAUACUGUAACUUUUGAAGGAGAUGGUGCAACUUUUAUCGCACCAACUGAUCUCUCACUUUUUAAAGGACAAGAUGGAUGGAUUCUUUUCUACGGCAUAGAAGGUCUCACCAUCACUGGAAUUACUCUUGAAGGCAAGGGAGAAAUCGGUUGGAAGACUAACAAUUGCAAAAAAAGUUUCAGUGGAAAUUGCAAAUUCCUCCCCAUUAACUUGAAUUUGGGAGGAUUGACAAAUGCAGUAGUGAAAGGAGUGACAUCGAUAGAUAGCAAGUUCUUCCACAUGAAUGUGAUCCAGGGAAAGAACGUGACCUUGAGCGACAUAACCAUCACAGCCCCAGGAGACAGUGAAAACACCGAUGGCAUCCAUAUUGGUCGUUCCACAGGAGUAUCCAUUCUCGGUGCAACCAUAAAGACUGGGGAUGAUUGCGUGUCUCUCGGGGAUGGAAGUAAGCAGGUUAACAUUGAAAAUGUGAAGUGCGGGCCGGGCCAUGGCAUUAGCAUUGGAAGCUUAGGAAAAUACAAAGACGAACAACCGGUUGAAGGAGUGACUGUGAAGCACUGCACCCUCACCGGCACCACAAACGGUGUGAGAAUAAAGACAUGGCCAGCAUCUCCAGAGGGUAUUGCCUCUAGCAUGCACUUCGAAGAUGUCACGAUGGAGAAUGUUAGCAACCCAAUAUUGAUCGAUCAAGAAUAUUGCCCAUGGAAUCAAUGCACGGNGGCUGUCAAACUUGCUUGUAGCAAAGGAGUCCCAUGCGAGAAAGUAGAGGUGGGCGAUAUCAAUUUAGAAUAUCACGGAACCAAUGGCACUGCCAUCUCUGAAUGCAGCAACAUCAAGCCUACGCUCUCUGGAAAACAAUCUCCUGCUGUUUGUGAUGGUGCUGGUGGUGGUGGUGCUGCUGCUCCUGCUAAAGCUGCUGCUGCUUAAGUUUUCAAACACUAUAAUCUUCUAGGUUAAAUAUAUAUUAUGAGUGCAUACUCUUAUAUAGGGUAAUGUUUAGUGUGGUCUUAAGCAUUUAGCUCAUGCAUGCACAAGCAUAGAGCCAACCACCAAUUUGUUUAUUACUCCGUAGUUAUUAUAUACCCCUUCUAUGCCGUCUUCAAUUUGUAUGCAUGGUUGCGUGGUGAAGGAAUACAAUAAAAAAUUGUUACCACAAUU